AAUCAAACGCGCUGUGUUUGGUGAAGUGUUAGCCAGCCACAUUUGAAGUUACAUUCGCGAGACUUUAUAGUUUGUUUUGCUCCGUAUUUAAUCGCAGUUAUCUUCACACAACAUAGAACCGGCUUUUGAACCGAGUUAAAUUGCGAUAGCGUUGAAAACGUUACGUGAAAUAUUUAUGUAGCCACAAAUAUCAGCUCUCGUCAACCGGCCGACGUAACGUUAGCUGCUAGCUAGCGAGGGUAAAGCGACCUGCUUGAGAGCUACUCUGGGUUUAAACUCUGGAUAAAUUAUCGCGCAGUUGCUCUCGGUCAUCGUGCAAUAACAUAUUUAGAAAAUGGACUCCUCUGCUAGGCUCAAGCAGACGAAGGACAUGAAAAUUCAAAGGCCUGAGUUGAAGACAAAGGAUUAUGGGCCAAAGCGGGUUCCUGUGUCACAACAGCCACAGGCGGCUAUAGUCACGCCAACUCCUCAUCAGCGAGUCCUCGGCGUGUCAAAUGGGCCUCAGCGCAUUCAGCGGCCUCUGAGCCAUCAGAAGUCAGCGUCUCACGUCUCCACUGCUGUCAAAUCCAUGGAUCCUGUUGAUCAGAAUGUGAACCCCGCUGCUCAGAAUGGAAGUCGUGCACCACAACCCAUGCGUAUUUCCCAGCAAAACCAACAAGACAAAGACAAACCAAAGACAGCUGUGCCCAAGGUGAAGCCAGAGCCGGCCAAACCACCACCAUCAGAACCUGCAAAGCCAGAGAAGCCACAGAACAAACCUGCCAAGAACGAUUCUGCAUCAAGCAAGCGGUGGAGUCUGGAGAAUUUUGACAUUGGCCGUCCCUUAGGAAAGGGUAAAUUUGGCAAUGUCUACCUGGCCAGAGAGCGACAAAGUAAGUUCAUCUUGGCCCUGAAGGUGCUUUUCAAGAACCAGCUAGAGAAGGCUGGAGUGGAGCACCAGCUGAGGAGGGAAGUGGAGAUCCAGUCUCACCUCAGGCACCCUAACAUUCUCCGCCUCUACGGUUACUUCCAUGAUGCGUCUCGUGUGUAUCUCAUCCUGGAGUUUGCACCCAAAGGUGAACUGUACAGCGAGCUACAGCGCUGUGGAUUUUUUCCUGAGGCCAGAAGUGCCACAUACAUUAUGGAGCUGGCAGAUGCCCUCAACUAUUGUCACUCCAAGAAGGUGAUCCACAGGGACAUCAAACCAGAAAACUUGUUGCUGGGGGCCAACGGGGAGCUGAAGAUUGCAGAUUUCGGCUGGUCUGUUCACACACCCUCGUCUAGGAGAUCCACGUUGUGCGGAACGCUGGACUACUUGCCUCCAGAGAUGAUUGAGGGAAAAACUCAUGAUGAAAAGGUCGACUUGUGGAGUCUGGGCGUCCUUUGCUACGAGUUCCUGGUUGGAAAACCCCCCUUUGAGACAAGAAGUCACGAGGAGACCUACCGCAAGAUAUCAAGGGUGGAGUACUCUUACCCUCCACAGGCCAAUAUCAGUGCUGAAGCCAAAGACUUGGUUGCCAGGCUGCUGAAGCACAAUCCUAUGCACAGACUGCCCAUUCAGGGUGUCCUGUCCCACCCUUGGGUGGUCGAGAAGUCCACCAAGAAGCCCACAACCCUGAACACUGAAGAACCCAGCCAGUGAGCUUUUUUCUUCCCCUCCACCCAACAUCUGAGGUCUGUAAGUAUGGGGGCGGAGGGGUGCCAAACAGGCUGGACAAAGUAGUGCAGAUGAUUUAUCAGAACCUGCUUGUUCUACUAUACUGACUACAAUCUCUCUUGAUUUGGAUGAUUUCUGCAGGCAUCUUGGGCCACUUGGUUAUCCUUCUGUGUCUUUUAUCUCCUUUUCCUUUCCUGUCCAGUGGCAUUCUAUUGCCUGUAAAUAUUUCACUGUUUUUGUGUAAUUAUGAAAAUUUUAUUGAGCUUUUCUAGAAUGCCAUUACUUGAAAUAAAAGAUAACUUAUCUUUCGUGGGAAUAUGUAAGAAGCAGUCGAUGUCUGUCAGUGAAAAGUGUUUUUCGUUUUGUCUUCUGUGCAUUUCAAGCUCUGUCUUCAGUUCUUGAUAAAACAAGACUUUGCACAAAUUUCCUGUGAGCUAAAUGCUUCCAAUAAUCUCCCCACAUUUUUAUUGAGCUCCUUUAGUGGCACGCAGCCAGCAGAGGGCACCAGCAAACCACUAGAGUGUAAUCGGGAGAUCAUUACAGAUUUUAUGUAGUAUUAAUUUCACUGUUAAUAAAUCUGUACCACACACUUCACA
Molecule: messenger RNA, 2232 nt
Organism: Plectropomus leopardus (leopard coralgrouper)
Lineage: Eukaryota; Metazoa; Chordata; Actinopteri; Perciformes; Serranidae
Gene: aurka
Product: aurora kinase A
Biological process (GO): protein phosphorylation
Molecular function (GO): protein kinase activity; ATP binding
Source: RefSeq, a predicted model, not a curated record